GUGAUCGUUGCUUCUCUCGCACUCUCUCUCUCUCUCUCUUUCCCUCCACACCUAAACCCAAAUCCCUCAAAUCCGUCGAUCCAGUCUCUCUUGAUCUCUCAUUCGAGAUGGAUUUGAGGGCCAAUGACAUUUCGAUCGUCUUCACCAUUUUUUCACUCUUAUUCUUGUCGAGAAUCAGCAAUGCCUCUAUCCACAUCUACCACAGGGACCCCUUCAAGGAAGUCGGCAACGCUUUCCUUCUCUCCGGCGGCAGCGAAGGCGUCGCCGCUUCUAUCUCCACUGAAGGUUCCUCUGCCGACUCCCCUCACGAUGGCCGCUCCUUUAUCCGGUUUGAGAACAUCACAUUCUGGAGAACCAAGGUUGCAGCAGAUGAGCGUUCGGACAUGGAGCACAGUACAGGAUUGAUACAAGUUGUGAUUUUUGAGGCUGCUGAUCGCAAUAAUAUUGGUGGUUCUGCUUAUGGUGGACAAAGAUCAAUAUGUUGCACCCCUGAUCUGGCAAAAGUGGAAGGUUGCAAACAAGGCGAAGUCAUUAGGAUACCUUCGGCUACAAACAUUAACUGGCCAAUCGUUCUUAAUGUACAGUUCAGUGAGAGCUACUUAUCGACAAAUAUGGAUCAUGCUGAGGUUUACAUCACAAAGACUGGAAUGUAUAACUUGUUAUUCAUAGCUUGUGAUCCAAAACUCAAGGGACUUUCAAUGAGUGGGAAGACAACAUGGAAGAAUCCAGAUGGUUAUUUGCCUGGUCGGAUGGCCCCACUGAUGACGUUUUAUGUUAUUAUGCUACUUGCUUAUUUGUUACUUAGUGUCAUUUGGUUCUCACAGUAUGCAAGGUUUUGGAAGGACAUAUUGAAACUUCAACAUUGCAUCACAGCUGUUAUUGUUUUGGGUUUAUUUGAGAUGGUUUUCUGGUACCUUGAGUAUGUAAAUUUUAACAAUACUGGCAUGAGACCAGUUGUUCUUACAACUUGGGUUGUAACCAUUGGAGCUGUGAGAAAAGCAGUUUCUCGCAUUCUUAUACUUUCUGUUUCAAUGGGUUAUGGUGUUGUGCGGCCCACGCUUGGUGGUCUUACGUCAAAGGUGCUUCUUCUUGGAAUAACUUACUUUCUGGCAUCUGAGUUACUGAAUAUUACAGAAUAUGUUGGAACCAUUAAUGACAUUUCAGGAAGAGCAAGACUCUUUCUUGUUCUUCCUGUUGCCUUUCUGGAUGCUUUUCUGAUAUUAUGGAUUUUUACAUCUCUUUCAAGAACAUUAGAGCAGUUACAGGUGAAAAGAAGUUCUGUUAAGCUGGAUAUCUACAGAAAGUUCUCAAAUGCUUUAGCUGUGACAGUGAUUGCAUCUGUUGCUUGGAUAGUUUAUGAGGUAUAUUUCAAAGCAACUGAUCCAUUCAAUGAGCGGUGGCAGAGUGCUUGGAUUAUCACUGCUUUCUGGGACGUUAUUGCGUACUUGUUGCUUUGUGUUAUCUGCUAUCUCUGGGCUCCAUCUCAGAGCUCUCAACGGUAUGCUUACUCAGAAGAAGUAGGUGAUGACUUGGAUGAUGAAGAAGCUCAGUCACUGACCAGGGGAAAGCCAGAUGGUGAUGUCAGUUUAGUCAAGCAAGAGAAGGAUGAAAAGGAUCCUGGAAAUGCUUCUGAUGUCGACAGUGACGAAGAAGAGGAUAAGAGAGAAUGAUAGCUUUGGAUUUAACAGAGAGCCAUUUCACUCCAGAAUGCCAAAGCAUCGUAUCAGUGUGAGCUAUGGGGUUUGGAACAGCCAGUAAUUCCUGGAGCAACUGAUCAACAACCCUUGUAUUUGGCAUGCGAAGAGGUUUAAACAUUUCUCUUUACUGUACUGUGGUUUUGUUGUUGUGGCACUGUUUAUUUGUUCACAGUUUUGUUCCACUGUGCCAUGUGUAUAGAAAAAUAUCCUGUCGAUGAGUCAUAUGCUUCAUCUAUAA
Messenger RNA from Tripterygium wilfordii, 1935 nucleotides. RefSeq names its product transmembrane protein 87A. The record is from RefSeq and is a predicted model, not a curated record. Bases 108 to 1670 code for a protein of 520 amino acids. The transcript has 5 exons. NCBI's taxonomy places the organism in Eukaryota, Viridiplantae, Streptophyta, Magnoliopsida, Celastrales, Celastraceae. Gene Ontology annotation, cellular component: Golgi apparatus; membrane. Gene Ontology annotation, biological process: transport.